Molecule: messenger RNA, 2342 nt
Organism: Varanus komodoensis (Komodo dragon)
Lineage: Eukaryota; Metazoa; Chordata; Lepidosauria; Squamata; Varanidae
Gene: COTL1
Product: coactosin like F-actin binding protein 1
Exons: 4
Coding region: 374-802 (142 amino acids)
Biological process (GO): regulation of actin filament polymerization
Cellular component (GO): actin filament; site of polarized growth; cortical actin cytoskeleton
Molecular function (GO): actin filament binding
Source: RefSeq, a predicted model, not a curated record
GACGGAUCGCUUUGGCAAGGCGAGGACUGCAGCAACGGCCGAGGAGCCGGCUUCCUCGUCACCAGCCCUUCGCUUUCUUUUUGGCUCGCUCUGCCCCCUUUUCUUUGUCCUUCCUCCUCCUCCUCCUCCUCCUCGGCCGUCUGAACUCCGGUGCUGCGCAGAGGACAGGAGAGGAGAGGAGCGCCUCCUGGGACCCCGAGCCGGUGCCCAAAUUCCCCUGCUGGCGUACAGAGACGACCGAGAGGGGGCGGAGAGAGAGGGAGGGAGCGAUUGAGCGAGCGAGUGAGCGAGCGAUCCUCCCUCCUUUGGAGCCCCCCUUUGUCGCCUGCCCACCCACCCCUUCCCUUCAGUCUUGAGAGACCUCCUCCAAGAAAUGGCCACGAAGAUCGACAAAGAGGCGUGCAGGGAGGCGUACAACCUCGUGCGAGACGAUGCCACGGAGGUGAACUGGGUGUCCUUCAGGUAUGACGGUUCCACCAUCGUUCCCGGGCACCACGGAGUGGAUUACGAAGAGUUCAUCAGGCAGUGCACAGAUGACAUUCGGUUGUUUGGCUUUGUCCGAUUCACCACUGGAGACACCAUGAGCAAGCGGGUCAAGUUUGCCCUGAUUACAUGGAUUGGAGAGAGCGUCAGCGGUCUUCAGAGAGCCAAGACGGGGACUGACAAGACACUGGUGAAAGAAGUAGUUCAGAAUUUUGCCAAAGAGUUUGUGAUCAGCGACCACAAGGAACUGGACGAAGACUACAUCAAGGGCGAGCUGAAGAAAGCCGGGGGCGCAAAUUACGACGCGCAGGCAGAGUGAACACGAGACGCGCAGUGCCUCCUGCCUGGAUCAGAAGGGAGGGAGGGGGAAAGCACAACUGAUCUUCGAAAGCCAAACUGGGAGGUGUGCGGAGGAGAACGAGAGGACGGUGCUGCCUUGCGUUGUGCGCCUUCGAAGUCCCUCCUGUCUCUCCAAGCGGACUUGGGUUUCUCAUUUCACCUAAUGAAACUUCUCCUUCCUCUCUGAUCUCUUCCCCGACUUCUUUUUCCUUUGCUUUCCCUUUUCUAGAUUGUUGUCUUUCUCUUUUAACAAAUGUGACUUGGGUACUUCCUCCCUAGCGUGGGGACAAUGAGGCGGUGCAUUCAGUGUACAGUGUGUUGCCGUUUUCUGUUGCCGUUUCGAUCUUUCUCCUGGCAGAUCUGUGGUUGGCUGGCACAGCCAGGUGCUCUGGCUUAGAGAUAAAAUGCGUUUUUUAUUAUCAUUUCUAAUGAAUUCGCACUUCCACUUGCUCCAACGGCCUUUCAGAGGUGCUCCCAGGGGUCAUGCACACCAGAGUGAGUUAGAUCCACCCAGUCUUUCCUCGGAAGUAAAUCUCUUCACCAUCAACAGAAUUUCCCCAGUGGCUCCUCGACACUGCAUCCCCUGGGAAGUAAAGGAAUCCUCUUGCAAGGAAAGAGGUGGAGGAGGGCUUCCAAAAUCGGGUGCCCAGCCUCGUGGGUCCCCACCCAAGCCUGGGUACCUUUACCUAGUGCUAUGGUUCACUGAACCCAGUGGGGAUUCAGCAGCAGCCAAGCAGAUGUCCACGCCCAGUCUUAGAGCAAGAUGCUAAGACGCUCGCUGCUCCAAAGCAACUUCCCGUGAGUAAUAGGAAGUUGCUCAAUUGCUCUGAAUGUGCAUAGGAUCGCAGCCACGGGAAGGAACCUUCUGCCUGCCCUUUGCCAGCAAGCCCCGCUGGAUGUAAAUCUCCAUCAGAUCGCGCAGAGGCGGUGAGCACCGCCUGAGGACUGGGAGGCCUCCAGAGAGCUGUGCUGCCUUCCCCUGGCCCCCCACCCGCUUUCCUGGGCUUGUGCAGCUCUUCCUCCGUGCUAAAAAGCUUCUUCCUAGCAGCCGGGGCUCAAGACAACUUAGGCUGGCCUUUUGGCCCCGCCCCUUUGCCUUUGGCCCCGCCCACCACAGAAUGCAGCUGUCGGGAGCUUCUCCGGAACAGAAUGAGGGUCGCCAUGUCCGGUAUUGUUAGGACCAUCCGCCCCAGCCUGGUGCUCCCCAGGUGCGUUGGACCACAACUUUCCCAGGAGCAUCCGCAAUAGCAAAUUGUAGUCACGAGGAAACAUAAACUUCAUUUCCGCUUUUAAGGGAAUAAGUAUGACUGUACUUUGCCUUAACAGAAUUGCUUGGCUCUGUGUUAUAGAGGUUUCCCCUCCUCCCUCCCUCCUGCCUUUUAAAAAAGUGCUUUUCUUUUUAUUUGAUUUUUUAAAUGCUUUAACAGCAGUCAACAGGGGAGAUACUGGAAAGCGGAGCAUCUCCUCAUUUGCUCGUUCUAUUUGUACAAUGGUCGGCUUUUAAAAAAUUAACCUCUGCA